Messenger RNA from Rubroshorea leprosula, 1081 nucleotides. Lineage: Eukaryota; Viridiplantae; Streptophyta; Magnoliopsida; Malvales; Dipterocarpaceae. The record is from the annotation of a GenBank genome assembly.
AUCGACACCUUUUGCCCCUCUCCAUGCCUAGUCCAGGCCUCAUCUUUGUCGCUCUUCUUCUUCUCGCCCUAAUUCAUGAGACCUGCAGUGCCAAAGAUAAACAUUACUGUCCACCUUCUUCUUGUGGAAAUAAUUCGAAUAUUAGCUACCCUUUCAGAUUAAACACAGAUUCGCAUAAUUCCUGCGGAAUGACUGCAGAUCCAGUCUAUACUCUAUUCUGUGAGAACAACCUUACAGUACUGUACUCUGAUCAAUCAAGAAAAUUCUACGUGAAAGCAAUCAAUUAUGACAAUCAAACAAUUCGAGUAGCUGAUGCUAGUUUUGAAGAAGGGAGCUGCUACAUACCUCAAUAUUCUUGGGACGUCUCUAACUUCUCAACGUUUCAACAAGAUUAUUAUUAUUAUUAUUAUUAUUAUUAUUAUGCCUAUGGUGUUUAUUUUUGGGAGGAUGUUCUUUUCGUAAGUUGUAGAAAUCUUGUAAGUGAUCCUCUUUAUGUGGAAGCUCCUGCCUGCAUCAAUGACAGCUCUUUCUCCACACCUUAUAGGCCUAAAUCUGAAGGCAAAAGGUAUUAUUAUGUGAAAAUUGGAGGGACAACUCUACUUGAGUUAAAACCCUCAUGCCGUAUUGAGCUAACGGCACUUACACCUUUCAUACGGGAGAAGAAUUACGAGAACCUCUCCUACCUGGACAUCCACCAUUGGUUAGCAUAUGGAAUUGAGUUGUCGUGGCGGUAUGUUUCAUGUGGAGAGACAGAUUCUUCCUACAUUAAUAAGGAAAACCAUUGUGUUUCUUAUCUUCCUUCUGUUCCUGUUCCUGUUCCUUUUCCUGCAGAUCAUGGGAGCCGAGCUUAUGAAGUAUUCGACAGAGCUGUAAAUUUGCUCAGUCAUUAUUUACCUUGUGAGUACCUCUAAUCUAUAUUUUGUUCAAAUAUAUUAUAUAUAUGAAGUAAGAAUAAAGUCUUAAGUAGUAUAAGGAGGGUAUAGAGUCAACUCUAUCCAUUUGGUUUCUCUUUCUUCUCUUCCUUUGAUUCUCUAAAAAUGAGUUUAACUUUAUGGUAAUUUUAUAAAUAUUUUGAUCUUUA